This is a messenger RNA of Hepatospora eriocheir, 282 nucleotides long. Lineage: Eukaryota; Fungi; Microsporidia; Hepatosporidae. The record is from the annotation of a GenBank genome assembly.
AUGAUUGCAAAGACAAGGAAAAGUGUGUUUGCGAUGAUAAGAAGAAGUAUGACUGGUGUGAUUAUGAUAAGAAGAAGUAUGACUGGUGUGGUUAUGACGGAAAUUGUUAUUAUUCGAGUGAUGAAAGUUGUGAUUAUUGUGACUCAGAUUCAUCAGAUUGGAAGUUUAAAUUUUAUCCUUGUGAUGGUUAUUAUUGUGAUAAUGAACCUGUGUUUAAGGAUGGAUGGUCAAUCGGUGACUGUUCACCACCCUAUUACAAAGAUAGAUGCAUUAGAGUGGUAA